ACGGUGCAAACGGCGUGGCCGCCAUCUUGUUUGUGCCCCAGCUUUGCCCGCGCUCCGUUCUCCGUGACGCACGCUUCCCCCUCCCCUCCGCCCUGCCCAGGCCUCUGCAUUGCCCGACACCGCAGGAGCGCGGAGGCGGCUCCUGUUCUUCCUUGGACCCAGAGUAGACGCAUGUGAGUGUGCGGGAGCGUCUGUGGGAGGUAGGGUGUGAGAGGUGAGCGGCGGUGACGGGGGGAGGGGCAGCGCUUCCCGCCUUCAAAGACUUCACUUCCCUCGCGCGACUGCUGCUGUAGUUCGGUCCGGCCUGCCCGCCGCCAUGUUGUGUCCUCGCCGGGGCCGCCCCUGUGGCCGCCGCCGUCUCCAAGCUCUUGGGGUCCUUGCGCCUCGUCCGCCCGGCCCGCGGGCUUUCUCCCAUUGGCGGAAGGCGAGGGCGGGGGGGCUCUCUCGGAUUGGUCGGUGGCGGGGAGGCCGCGGACCUGGCACCUUAUUGGUCGCGCUGGCUCCGGAGUAGGAAUCAAACGCUGCGGGAUGCGCACGUCCCGGGUUUGGGCUGCAAGGAUAAUGACCCCCUACGCCACAGUCGUGAGUUGUCAAAAUGUCCACAGAAGGAGGAUUUGGUGGCACCAGCAGCAGUGAUGCUCAGCAAAGCCUACAGUCCUUCUGGCCUCGUGUCAUGGAAGAAAUCCGGAAUUUAACAGUGAAAGAUUUCCGAGUACAGGAACUCCCACUGGCUCGUAUUAAGAAAAUUAUGAAACUGGAUGAAGAUGUGAAGAUGAUCAGUGCAGAAGCCCCUGUGCUCUUUGCCAAGGCGGCCCAGAUUUUUAUCACAGAGUUGACUCUUCGAGCCUGGAUUCACACAGAGGAUAACAAGCGCCGAACUCUACAGAGAAAUGAUAUUGCCAUGGCAAUUACAAAAUUCGAUCAGUUUGACUUUCUCAUCGAUAUUGUUCCAAGAGAUGAACUGAAACCUCCAAAGCGUCAGGAGGAGGUCCGCCAGUCUGUGACUCCUGCGGAGCCCGUCCAGUACUACUUCACGCUGGCUCAGCAGCCCACUGCCGUUCAAGUCCAGGGACAGCAGCAAGGCCAGCAGACCACCAGCUCCACAACCACCAUUCAACCUGGGCAGAUCAUCAUUGCACAGCCUCAGCAGGGCCAGACCACACCCGUGACAAUGCAGGUUGGAGAAGGUCAGCAGGUGCAGAUCGUCCAAGCGCAGCCACAGGGCCAAACCCAGCAGGCCCAGAGUGGCACGGGGCAGACCAUGCAGGUGAUGCAGCAGAUCAUCACUAACACAGGAGAGAUCCAGCAGAUCCCGGUGCAGCUGAAUGCCGGCCAGCUGCAGUAUAUUCGCUUAGCCCAGCCUGUAUCAGGCACCCAAGUCGUGCAGGGACAGAUCCAGACACUUGCCACCAAUGCCCAACAGAUCACACAGACAGAGGUCCAGCAAGGACAGCAACAGUUCAGCCAGUUCACAGAUGGACAGAGGAACAGCGUGCAGCAAGCUCCAGGCUCUGAGCUAACGGGAGAGGCAGAGCCCAGAGAAGUGAAAGCCACAGGAAAUUCAACUCCCUGCACCUCUUCCCUGCCCACCACACACACACCCUCACACCGGGCUGGUGCCUCCUGUGUCUGCUGCUCCCAGCCCCAGCAGAGCUCCACACCCCCUCCUCCCUCUGACGCCUUGCAAUGGGUGGUGGUUGAGGUAUCUGGGGCCCCCAACCAACUCGAGGCCCAUAGGGAGCUGCAUGCCCCUCUCCCAGGGGUGACCUCACUCUCUCCUCUCCACCCCUCGCAGCAGCUCUACCAGAUCCAGCAAGUCACCAUGCCUGCGGGCCAGGACCUCGCCCAGCCCAUGUUCAUCCAGUCAGCCAACCAGCCCUCCGACGGGCAGGCCCCCCAGGUGACCGGCGACUGAGGGCCUGAGCUGGCAAGGCCAAGGACACCCAACACAAUUUUUGCCAUACAGCCCCGGGCGAUGGGCACAGCCUCCCUCCCCAGAGGACCCGGCCGACCUCAGCGCCUCCUGCAGGCUAGGACACUGGUGCACUACGCCCCACGCCUGGGGGCUGGGAUUCUCCAACAGAAAGAUGCAAUAUUUUUUAUUUCCUUUUUUUCCAUUUUUUUCCCCAAGGAGUCAGUAUUUCAGUAUGUUGAGCUGUGUGUCCAAUGCUAUGAAAUGAAAAUAUUAAAUAACGUAUUUAUGGCAUUGUCUUGAAGAGUGUGGUUGAAGAAAUAUUUCUUCUUUGGGUUUUAUUUUUUUGGUUCUCACCGCCACUUCCCUUUAGGAGCACAUCUCCCCAGGGGUGUACGUCACCAUCUCCUGACUCUUGGAACCUGUUGCCCCCAGGAUUUGCCACCUUGUUCUACCCUCAGAUUAAAUUAGGUGAAUAUGUAUAGCUGCUUUUUCACUAGUGGUCAUCUUCUCACCCCCUUGCUCUUGCCGCAGAGCUCUGUAUAUUUGCAUCCAGAGGCCAUGAAAACAUUCCUUAAGUUCAGAAGGUGAAUUCGUUCUCCAUGGAGAGUGGAUGGUUUCGUUCCCAAACGCUUCUCUCCCAGGGACCCAAGGAGACUAGAACUAUGUGCAUUUUGCCCAUUUCUCCCUCCCCCACCCCCAUUUUAUUUUUUAAAUGCAUUAAAAAUUGUGCUAGUCUCCUUUGUUGCAUGGACUUCAAACUGCAUGAAAUGCAAUAAAUCUCAUUUUAGAUAA
This is a messenger RNA of Trichechus manatus latirostris (Florida manatee), 2707 nucleotides long. It is a transcript of the gene NFYC, whose product is annotated as nuclear transcription factor Y subunit gamma. Gene Ontology annotation, molecular function: RNA polymerase II cis-regulatory region sequence-specific DNA binding; DNA-binding transcription activator activity, RNA polymerase II-specific; protein heterodimerization activity. The record is from RefSeq and is a predicted model, not a curated record. Gene Ontology annotation, biological process: regulation of transcription by RNA polymerase II. The transcript has 10 exons. Gene Ontology annotation, cellular component: nucleus; CCAAT-binding factor complex. The coding region runs from base 596 to 1915 and encodes 439 amino acids. Lineage: Eukaryota; Metazoa; Chordata; Mammalia; Sirenia; Trichechidae.